GGCAGUGUCAUAGAUCCGGCUACACGGAGAGAGGCCACCGUUAGCUUUAACUGCUUAAACAGCUGAAAUGAGUUUCCUAGGGGGUUUGUUUGGGCCGGUAUUUGAGAUAGAUGUGGUGCUUAAUGAUGCAGAAAACAGAAAAACAGCUGAAUUGAAGACAGAGGAUGGUAAAGUCGAGAAACACUACCUGUUCUAUGAUGGCGAGUCAGUUUCUGGAAAGGUGAAUCUGAAUGUGAAGCAGACAGGAAAAAGACUGGAGCAUCAGGGUAUCCGUAUUGAGUUUGUUGGACAAAUAGAGCUGUUCUCUGAUAAAAGCAACACCCAUGAAUUUGUGGACCUGGUGAAAGAGUUGGCUCUGCCUGGAGAGCUCACCCAAAACAGGAGUUAUGACUUUGAGUUUAUGCAGGUGGAAAAGCCAUAUGAAUCCUAUACUGGAGCUAAUGUCAGACUCAGAUAUUUUCUCAGAGUGACAGUAGUUCGUCGUCUUUCUGACCUGGUGAAAGAAUACGAGCUGAUUGUCCACCAGUUAGCCACUUAUCCAGAUGUCAACAAUUCCAUCAAGAUGGAGGUCGGCAUAGAAGACUGUCUGCAUAUCGAAUUUGAAUACAACAAGUCAAAAUACCACCUUAAGGAUGUGAUCGUGGGGAAGAUUUAUUUCCUGCUGGUCAGGAUCAAGAUCCAACACAUGGAACUACAACUCAUCAAGAAGGAAAUCACUGGCAUAGGCCCCAGCACUACCACAGAGACGGAAACUGUUGCUAAGUAUGAGAUCAUGGAUGGAGCGCCUGUUAAAGGAGAAUCUAUCCCUAUCAGACUAUUUCUGGCAGGAUAUGACCUAACAGCCACCAUGAGGGAUGUCAACAAGAAGUUCUCAGUUCGCUACUUCCUUAAUCUGGUGCUGGUGGAUGAAGAAGACAGGAGAUACUUCAAACAACAGGAGAUUGUCUUAUGGAGGAAAGCUCCAGAGAAGCUAAGGAAACGAAACUUUCAUCAGCGCUACGAGUCACCAGAGCCCAGAUACCAACCAGUCACUGCAGAACAGCCAGAGUUGUGAGGAGAACCCUAUGGACUGAAAAUCCACACACACACCCCAUCCCCUUCACUGCUGGCCAGCCAGAGAUGUGAGGGCUGCCCUGCUAACCCCCCCGGACUGAGAAAUAUACAUGAAUACACAUAUAUACACAUCCCUCAACCUUUAACCAUCAAAUGGCUUGAGAUAUGAGCUACCACAAACUCUCACUCCACCUACCCUCCAACCAACCCCACCCCCAAGACUGAAACACAUGCACAUACACUGACAUUUACACACUUUAGGACAAAUAAGCAUUCAGUCAAACUCUACCGAAUGCAAAACAAAAUUGAAACCGAGAUGGAGGUGGGAUUGGGAAACGAGGGUGCAAAUCUACUUGAUCUAACCAGCGGAAAUAAAAAGUGAGACAAUAUAUAUUUUAUUUGGGCUUUUCAGCCUAGGAACAUAUACGCAGCCACACAAAUGUGCGAGCCAUACAAUUCCAGUAUGCUGAUUGCAAAGGAAAAAAAAUGGGAGCAACAGAGAAGCAAGGCUACAGCCAUCAUGCACUAAACCGCAUUCUGCUCUACUCUUUAUACACAGAUGGCAUUGCAACAGGAGCUUUCACCUCCUUCAUAUUGCACAACUAUCAUCUUUGGCCCUUUCUGAUACCCCAUCUGUAAAAGAAGGCGUUUGACAUAGCCCAGUUUGGGCCAUCCAAUAGAUGAGCAUUCAAGACAAAGUGAAAUAGAACGGUUUCAACUUGAGAGUACAGGCUGAACAAGGGGUCAGAUACUUAUCCUCUGCAUAUUUUGAAUUUUCAACACCCUCUGUUGGCUGUGAUGGCAACUAAGUCCUCCCUUUUUUUAUAUGCUAGCUCAGAUGUCAGAAGCCUUCUAGUUCUCAAUUGUCUUGUAACAUGAUGCAAAGACAAAAGCUGUGCCGACACUGAGACUCAACAGCCAACAAACUAAACUUCCCAUGGGAAUGAAUUCUGAAUUUGGAAAUACAUAAUGUAAAAACUGUCCAUCUUAACAAGUUAUGUUGUAUCUUGUCUUUAAAGUUAAUUUAAAAGUGAAAAGAGGAGAGAGAAAAAAAAAUCUGCCUGUGGAGUGAGAUCAUUUUACCACUUUCCAGUGCAGCCCACCACUUGAUUCAAUAAAAAUAAUCUUGAAACAAGGGAUCUACCCUACGGCAUAACAUAGUCCCUUGUUUCAAGGAAGUUUUUGAAACAAGUGAAAAUUAAUUGGAACCAGUCUUAAAACAAGAUUUAAAAAAAAAACUUGUUUAAGAGUUUUAAAAGCUGAAUAUAACAUACAAAUCAGUUGUUAAGAUGAUUAUUUAUUGCAGUAACAGGUGCAUCUCCAAACACAUCCAGAUGCUGUGAUUUUGGGGACUCGGAACACAUGUCUCUGUGUUUUCUAAGGUGUUUCUAUGACAACAGGCGUUCUAUGAUGUCCAACGGUUCCCUGUAUUUAUGACUAGCGUUGAAAGACAAACUGUUUCAGUCACCUUAAGUUAUUUAGUGUCCAUUUCAGUGCUGAGGGCAAUCUGCAGUCAACUCGAGAGAGUGCAUUUCUUAGAAUUCUAAAACUAAAAUGCUGCUAGAAAAAAAAACUCAAAAGCUUGUUACAAAAGUUGUGAUGCUCAAAUUAUGGGGGUGGAAAAGGACUGGAAAGUGUGCAGUCUCAUUCAAUUUUGAAUUGAGUAGAAAGUGAAUUGACCUCAGCCAUGAUCAGUGUACUACAGACUCGUGCUUUUUUUGGCCAUUUCACUUUUCAUUUCAUAGGACACACUGUAUUUUGAAAGUUUUUGUUUGCUACAUUCAGACUGACAUAUGUCUUAUCUGAUAACGGUUAGCACCGACUUGGGUGCCCGAUAAAAAUACUGUCAGAUUAAACCCAGCAACGCUUCACUGUGAUGCUCUGACCAGCAGUUUUGGUCCUGCUUUAAAAACACACACCCAAUAUCACCUCUUCUGUGUGUGUGUGUAGGGAGAAUCUAACAUUUAGGGCUGAUUGGUCAGUUUUGCACGUUCCCCUCUGAUUUUUACGUUUAGGAAAAGGAGCAAGGAAUCUGAUCCUUGAUGGCACUCAAGGACAAUUUCACCUCAGAGAUCUCCAAUGUCUCUUAAUGAUCAUUAUACUGGCACUUCUAUGUAUUGCUCUGUGUUUUAUAUGGUCUCUUUAUACUUCAUGUCCAAGUGCUGGCCAUAUGUUUGUAUUUUUUCCACUUAAGUUCUGAACAGUUUAGGUUACACUUUUCAUUUUCCCUUCCUUCAAGCCACGGGACAAACACUAGUUUUGUUUUCCUUUCUGUUGAAAGCCUGAUUUUUCUCAAGCAGUCUUAAUGGUUGCCUGUUUUUCUUUCUACGCAAUCCACCUAAUUUUGUCAUGGCCUUUAUGGAUGUCAAUCAGUUGUUCCACUAUCAAUCUUUCCGAACACUACAGCCAGGAAUUGUUCAGUUUUGUUUAAGUGCCUGUAAAGGUAACAAUGAAACACUUCUAUGCCAAAAAACACAACCUGUCCCUGUCUUAUGCACUGCAUGUCUAUAUUCAUACAAUGUCCCAUCAUGCCAUUGACUUGUGUAUGGAUUACUGAUAUCUGUAUAUAUACCCCAGCCCAAAUAUAUAGCUAAAAAUAAAGCAAAUUUAUACUGAA
Lampris incognitus (smalleye Pacific opah) is the source of this 3670-nucleotide messenger RNA. RefSeq names its product VPS26, retromer complex component A (gene vps26a). Bases 68 to 1054 code for a protein of 328 amino acids. Gene Ontology annotation, biological process: retrograde transport, endosome to Golgi; intracellular protein transport. The record is from RefSeq and is a predicted model, not a curated record. The transcript is spliced from 9 exons. Gene Ontology annotation, cellular component: retromer complex; endosome. NCBI's taxonomy places the organism in Eukaryota, Metazoa, Chordata, Actinopteri, Lampriformes, Lampridae.